This is a messenger RNA of Vitrella brassicaformis, 4736 nucleotides long. NCBI's taxonomy places the organism in Eukaryota, Vitrellaceae. The record is from the annotation of a GenBank genome assembly.
GAGUGGAUCGUUGGGGGGUACUGCUGCCAUAAUUGAUCUGCCCAAUGGCAUCUGAGUUUGCCCAGAUCCGCGCCUCCGAACAGUACAGGCUGCUGCUGCAGUGGAUAGCCUUCUCAUUGAAUGAGCCCGUGGAGUCACCCAACUUCCAGCAGACCGUCAAAUUCGCAUACCAGAACCUCAGCAACCACCAAUAUCCGGUGUGUCAGCAACCGGCAUUCAUCAAUCGUGGCAGAAAUGGCUGGCCUGUGCAUCCAUCUGUGUGUGCGUCUGUGCUUGCCGUGUGGUUGUUUGUAUGCAGGACACCGAUGCGAACGCUGUGGAGCGGGAGUUGGCAGGGUCAGCGGAUGAACUUGCUUGAAGUGAAUCUCUCCAUCUCUGCGUGUGUGGUGCAUGCGGUGUGUUGUGUUGUGGCAUGGCAUGCAGGGUUCUCACGAAGCUGCGGCAUCAUGCUCAGGUGUGUUAGCGAUGGAUGGAUGGAUGGAUGGAGCCACAAGAGGUGAAGAAAGGUUGGAUGGAUGGAUGUGUACGUGUGUGCAGGACGCCAAGGCAGACCGGCUGGAGCAGCUCUACGGCGAGCUCGCCAAGAGCAACGUCCUCUCGACGGCCACGCGGGACAUCCACCAGUCGGUGCUGCGACUGCUGCUGUGUCUGUCCAACCGACCUCUCGACUCGUCCCUACACUUCACGCCGCAAUCCAUUCAGCUGGUGAGUGACAGACAGACAGAUACACACGCACACACGGAAUACACUCAUCAUACCAUGCCUCUGCCGAAGCUUCCAUCCUUUGUCUGUCAGCCCGACCCCCUUGCAGACGCCGAGAGGGCGGCGUCAGCUGAGAUGAGGGCCUUCCUUAGACGCGAGCAGGACGGCUGGCGCGACGAGUGGGAGGGGGCGGGGGAGGGGGCGGGGAGUGAGGAGGAAGACGGCACCGACAGCAGUAGUAGUGGUGGUAGCGUUGAAGGUGCUGAGGGCGACGAGGCGGCCAAGAAGGAGCCUGUGAGUGUUGGUGUGGAUGACGGUUGUCGUGUGGUGGAGGUGACGUCCACUGUGGCGCCCGUAGUCAGUAGAAGAAAACCAUACCCUGAUGGGGUGAGUGAGGACAGACAGGAAAGACAUACAUAUUCAUUCACUCAUCAUUGGUGCCUUCUUCUUACUUACCCACCUCAGAGCGACCUGGCCGACAUCUACAGGGAGGCCUUCCCCGAGCCCCCCGAGUCAGCCCUCUCCCCAUCACCCCUCGCGCCCCUUUCGUGCCGAUCAUCCCUCACCACAUGGCCGGCACUCCCACCCCUCCCAUCCACGGCAGCCACUAGUCGAUGGGCCGGCACUCUCACCGCUCCGGAAGCAUGGGUCGUGCGGCAGACGCUCUUCAUGCUGGGCGGCACGCAAUGCGACCUCUACUACCCCAAAGGCGAGGUAGCGAGAUGGGCCAGGCGCAAGUGGCGGAAGGGCGUCUUGGUGUGGGAGUCGAGGCCACUGCAGGUGCAGCGCUACUCCCCAACGGCACUCAAGGGCAUGCUCGAGCCGCUGCUGGCUGGCGGCACGGCAGUCACGCUGCUCAAGGCCCUGCUCGGCCGAUUGGCCGGUCGGGGCCUGAGGCGGGCCGUCCCGUCUUCGCUGAUGGGCGCGUACCGUGACCGUGACGAUGACGGUGAGGACUGUGACACGGCCGCCAUGGCGGAGGGCAUGUGGGGCUUGACCAUCCAGGGGUGCCUGGACGGUGUGCGAGAGUGCGUCGACCAGUGGGAUGGGCAGCUCACGCAGCUGCAUCGACAGCUGACGGUCUCUCUGCAGGUGAGGUCAGAGAACACCAAAGGGGACCAUUCUCAUUUCCGUCUGCACGCCCGCACCCCUUGAUGUAUCCUUCCUCCCUCUUGUGCAGCGCGUGUUGCCGGAGCCACUGUCGCUGGGCGGGUCUGUGAGCCGGCGAUCCACCGAGGCAACGACCACUCAUGCCACAGACGAGGAAGCGCCAUCGCAGCAACAGACUGCCGGCCCCCUUCCCCCAUUGCCGCCCACACGCACCCCACCCCCUCUGCCCAGCCUGCUGCACCUCACUGAUGCCGUCCAGCGACAGCUGAAACUGAUGAUAGCGGUGGCGACCUUUGCUGAGGACCUGAUCGUCGAGACGCACGCCAUUUAUGGGAGGGGAGAGGGGUGCAGCAGUGUCACUGGCUGGGCGCUGAACCGGCUGACGGAUGAGGGGCAUAGAGCGCAGCUGCAGGGCGAUGGCGAGGCUGAACGCAUGUGGAAACACAUCCUCGACUCUGCGGUAAGGCCUGCAGAGGAGAGGAGAGGAGAGAGGGAUCGCAUACAUAGAUGUGUAUCCCAUGCCAUGCCUGGUGUUGCACGGCACGCACAGGGUCGGGUCUACUGGCGGUUGCUGCACUCGUGGGUCAAGACCGGCACCCUCCUCGACCCCUGCGGCGACCUGCCCUUCUUCAUCCACACCACACCCACACCCACACCCACACCCACCCCCGCCCCCACGUCCCCCGACACCCACCACCCUAGCUCAGAAGUCCGAAUGCGUGACCCACUGCCCCUCCUGCCCACAGCAUUUGCCCAUCUUCUGCCCAAGUGCAUCAGGGCCGGCACAGCGCGCCACCAGCAGAUGAGCUGGACUGGCCAGUGCGGAUCAUGGGCUGCUGUUGAGAGUGGAGAUGGUGCUGCUGUUUGGGAUGAUGAUGGUGCGGCGGAGGUGGUGGUUCGUGAGGAUGGUGCGGCGCAGGACGAGAUGCGUGAGUUUGUGUUGCGCCAGGGGAGGCUGCUCGAGUACUUGGCCAUCGUCAGGGCUCUCGCAUUCUGCCAGGUGCCUACCUACACACAUAGAGAGAUUGCGCCACACCACACACGAAUGCAAUGCAUCAACGACGGGUGCUGUCUGUGUUGUGCUAUCUAGAUAGCUGAUGGUCUGGUGGGCCCCCUGAUCGAGGCCCAGAUCCAGGGUGGGCCCCACCCCCACCCUUCAUCCUCCCUACAGGCAUUCCAGCUGCUGGUCCACCACCACCUGCGGACACCUGCAGACGACCCCACCAGCCCGGCACACACACUGGUGUCAUUCUGCGCCCAGGCGAGGGAGGGCAGCGCCCUCACUGCCGCCAGCUUUGCUGGGGCGCUGAGGAAUGUGUCGGUGGUGGGGCAGGAGGGAGGUCGGGAGAUGGCGGGGAAGGGGGUGGCGGACAUACUCGGCGGAGUCAAGGUACGUUGUUGGGGCUGCGAUCAUCUCAUGCAUGUUAUGAGAUCGGUGUGUAUGUGUAUGUGUAUGUGUAUGUGUGCGCAGCUUCAUGUGAGCGUGUCGCAUCCGAUCGACCUCAUCCUGACACCCCAAGCACUGCAUUGGUAUGCACCACCGGAGCUGACGGAGAGCUGCAUGCCGUACGUCUGUAUGGUUGUCUGUCCGUUUGCAGUUAUUCGCAAAUAUGGCAGCGGUGCCUGCUAAUGGAGAGCGGCCGCUACCUACUCGGCCACUCCCUAUUCGCCCUGCCCAUCCUCACCCCUCAGCAACGAACAACCAACACCACAACAGCACACCACCCCUCCCUGUCCCCUCCCACACCCACACCCACAUUCGUGUGGCAGACAGACGGCGCCCAUUCGGCCAGCAUCGAGGGAGACGAGAUCGUCGGCCGCGCCACCCGGCUGCAGCAGGACGCGCAGCGGCUGCGUGUGGAGCUGCUGCACAUCAUCGGCUGCCUGUUGCGUCACGUCGUCAACCAGUCGGUGUUCAGCCCACACACAUGGGGCGCGCUGCACCAGGCCGUCGUCGAGGCGGGAUCGCUGCGGACCACGGCCGAGUGCCACCGAGGGCAUCUGGACGGUCUGAUGGAGAACGCCCUUCUCGUACCCGAGAGCCAGCCGAUCAAGCACCUGGUGGCCGCGCCAUUUGAGCUCUACGGCAGCCUGGCGCAGGCGUGUCGGAGCAUCGAUGAGGCACUGACCGACCACAUUGGCCAGCAAGGCGACCAUGAGGCGAUGAGGGAGGAGAGGCAGAUCUUCGCGGGCAUUUUGGCGGGGCACGAGCAGAGGGAGGGUCGGGAGGGCCGGGAGGGCGUAGACGACGCUGCGAGGGGCAGCAUGCAGAGCGGGGGGUCCUCUCCCAGAGUGGCGCCACCGUGCAGCAGGGAGAUGCGGGACGUGCGCAUCCUGGCGGCACUCAAACUGGCGGACACCACACUUAGAGGUCAGUCAGUGCCAAUGGAUGGACACACCAACAGCUGUUAUCCACGCUAUGUAUGUCUUUGUAUGUUGCUGCUGCGUCUGCAGAUUUGCGGCGCGAGAUGGGAGAGGAUCUGCACGUGUUGAUGGCCGGCGGCUCGCCAGAGGUGGCUGAGCUGCUGGAUGCGCUCGACUUCAACGGAUUCUACUCCCAGAAGCAGCGACGGGCGACCUAUGUAGCUAUAUGACUGACUGUUGCAGGUGGAGUGUGUGUGGUAGGCACUCGUAGCAAGUACGUAGCUGGCAGAGCAUGAGAGGGGACCGACAGACCAUUAAUGACGCCGAGAAACGGGUGUGGUGUGCAGCGAGGCGGGCGACAAAUACAUAGAUGGAUGGACAGACAUGUGCAUGGCAUGCAGCCAGCAGACAGGCGAGGAAUGGCAAGCCAGGUAGAUGGCAUGUUCGUUGGUUCGUGUGAGAGGCUGGCUGCAUGACGGACGGGCCUUGUGAUCGAGAUGACGUUUGGACGCAUCGGUGGCAGCUUUUCAGCGACUUAUUUAAGCAGGGUGUUGUGAUGA